ACAGUGACAAAAUGUACAAAUCUGAAUAAAUAUUAACAUAGAAUAGGUAGUAAAAAAUAUUAUAUCGCAACAUUUUUAUUUUAACAACAGUUAAAAAGUAGACAAAGACUUUGCUUUUGAACAAAAGGUAAUAAUUAAGUAAUUACGAGAUACCGGCCUGGGAUUAUCGUAUUCAUUAUCGUGAUUAUAUUAGAUAUUGUUAUCAGUUUGUUUAAUUUAAAAUGCACUUGAAUUUAAAUUUUAGUUCCGUUUGCUUAAUAUCGAUAACAUAAUUAGUCGGUUGAAAACGUACACACACACUUAUAAAAUCAUAUUGCUGUAGGAGAUUAUAGAUCGCUUAACAUCUGGCCUUGUCAAUUUAAUGCUGUUUAAAAUGAAGACUACAAAUAGUAAUAUUCUUCAAAAUGUGUUGAAUCCCAUGCUUCCCAUCAAUAUGUUACUCAAAGGAUAUUCUCUCUGUAUUUUGGUUGUGGAUGUAUUGUGGGUAAUUGUGAAUGCCAUAUAUGCAAUUUUACAGACUAUUUAUGAAGUAUUUAAACCUCCUCCUUUGAAAUCUGUAGAAGAUGAAACAGUAAUGGUAAUUGGCUCUGGCAGAGGUGUUGGUAGAGAGUUAGCUAUACAGUUAGCUUUCCUCGGUGCCAAAGUGGUUUGUGUAGACUAUGAUGAGUCUAACAAUAGUAAAACAGUAGCAUAUAUUAAUCGUAAAGGUGGUGUCGCACUAACCUUCACUAAAGAUAUAACAAAGAAAGAAAAUAUAGAAUGUUUAGCAGAGGAAAUAAGAAGGGAUGUUGGUUUCAUCAGUAUGAUGUUCUAUUGCUGUGGAAUCCCCAGUCCAAGGGCCUUGAUGACACAACCACCACAGGACAUUCAUGACACUCUAGAUCUUACUUUAACAUCAUAUUUUUGGCUCAUAGAAAAUUUCUUACCUGAAAUGAAAGCUAGAAACCAUGGCCAUAUUGUUGCUCUGACUUCUGUGGCUGGUCUCAGUCAUAUUAAAGAUCAGAUGCCACUAAGUGUUGCACAGUUUGCAGUGCAGGGGCUUGCAGAAUCACUUAUGGAGGAUCUUAGAAUUAAUAAGAUUAAUGAAGUUUAUGUCACUCUUAUACAUAUUUAUCCAUUUAUUGUUGAAGACAGUUCAGACUUAAGAUUGAAAAUAUCCAGUUACUUUGGCACAAUAACACCUGCUAGAGCAGCCAACUCAAUUUUGGAAAGUGUUCUACGCAAUUAUCCAGAAGCAUCUGUCCCUAAACGUUUACUAGUAAUGGGCAAUCUGCUUCGAAUUUUACCGAGGAAAGCGACAGUGCUUAUUAGAGAUCUCUUGGACACUGGAGUAGAUUUUGCAUGAUCUGUUUAAUAUUUACAUUAGUCACUCAAACAUAAUAAUUAAAAUCUUUGUUAGUAUAUAUCACAAUUAUAUUAAUUUAAAUGAUAAAUGAUUGUGAGUUAAGAAUCAAACUAUUCAAAAAGUUAUUUAAAAAUAUUGAAAGAUUUCCUAUUUUAUAAUUAUAUCAAGAUAUUAAUCGCAUUUAGUAUGUACUUAUUUGUAUAUUAUAUAUUU
Nymphalis io (European peacock) is the source of this 1558-nucleotide messenger RNA. RefSeq names its product epidermal retinol dehydrogenase 2-like. Gene Ontology annotation, molecular function: oxidoreductase activity, acting on the CH-OH group of donors, NAD or NADP as acceptor. Gene Ontology annotation, cellular component: lipid droplet. NCBI's taxonomy places the organism in Eukaryota, Metazoa, Arthropoda, Insecta, Lepidoptera, Nymphalidae. The record is from RefSeq and is a predicted model, not a curated record. The coding region runs from base 362 to 1345 and encodes 327 amino acids. The transcript has 6 exons.